Molecule: messenger RNA, 17310 nt
Organism: Fusarium proliferatum ET1
Lineage: Eukaryota; Fungi; Ascomycota; Sordariomycetes; Hypocreales; Nectriaceae
Exons: 2
Coding region: 1-17310 (5769 amino acids)
Biological process (GO): cell adhesion
Cellular component (GO): fungal-type cell wall
Source: RefSeq, a predicted model, not a curated record
AUGUUGUUGUCACGGGGGCUGCUAGCCUCUUCACUCCUUCUCGCCGCCAAGGCACAAGAUGGUAUCGACCAAGCCGCAGUCAACAUUGCUACAGGAUUUGCGGAGACUCUCAUUCAACAUGCUUAUACUACUCUCAACGGAGAUUCAGGAGGUUCUGGUGAUGCUGGAAAUGGUGGAAAUCAUGGCCAAGCUUUCGACGCGAGUUUACUCGACAAGCAACAGAAUGCAGCCGAUAACGAUGCCACCGUUACUCAGGUCAUACAGGGCCAAGUUACUGUCGAGACAUACACCCGCCCCGGAGGAGUACUAUUCCCCGUGACACUCCUUCCACACCCAAGAAUUACGCUUGCUCCGACCCGUAAUGAUCCUUAUGAGAGGAUUAUCCAGGCCUAUACUGGAGGUAACGAUGCCACUACAAACCAGGAAAUCACAAUUGCCGAGCCCUCGGGAACAAGCCCGGGUACUAUUCUUGUUGAUGUUCCUGGUACUGCUUAUUCUUCUUUCUCAUCUGGCCAGGCCGGCGCGUUGACAAUCCCUCCUUCAAACGACAACCCGACAGCCACGAUUAUUUCGGCGUUGCCUAGUGGUGUUGCCAUUACUGGCGAGGCUACGAGGACAAUUCCGGCGGCCGGAAAUGCCCCUGCGACUGUUGUUAUCCAGACUCCUUGGGCAGACGUGCCACCAAGCACUCCUGGUGUUGGAGGUGCUGGCGCUGGCGGUGCCGUUGGUGGCAACGCUGGAGGCAGUACAUCCAAUGUUUUGGUGAUUCAAACAUACACCGGAACUGAGUACAUCACCCAGGCUCGAGUCUCCACCAUUGUUGGUUCUGGAGGCGAUCAGGGCACAGUAGUUGUCCAGGUCCCUCCAGGUAACCAGAACCCCGGUGGUGCUGUCACGAUUCCUCCAAGCGACGGUGGCCAUUUCACCACGAUUCUCAGGCAAUACACAGGAGCUUCUGCUAUUUCGACUCCUGUCACAAUCCUUGUUCCAACCUCGGCAGGCCAUGAUGGAACAAUCAUCAUUGAGACGCCUGGACCUUCGAGCUCAGCUGGCACCGGUGGAGAUAGUGAUCUCCCCGAAAACCAACCGCAGGUUAUUCCACCCAGCGGCGAUAACCCUUAUUCUACGAUCUUGAGGCCCCACGCGGGUUCCGACCAGAUUACUGAGCCUGUUACGUAUACUGUGCCUCCAUCUGGUACCAAUCCAGGAACGAUUAUAAUCGAGACUCCAGCUGUGCGCGCUGGUCAGCAGGUCAUCACGCUUCCACCCGACCCUAACAGUGGUUAUAUCACCAUUGUUAGACAGCCAAACAGUGUUAUCACUGCACCCAAUACUAUUACGAUCGCACCAUCUGGUAGUCAGCCAGGAACUAUUAUUAUCGAGACUCCUGCCCCUCAACCCGGCGAUGUCGAGAUCACAAUUCCUCCUGGUCAAGAUGGUUCUUUCGUGACCAUUAUUCAAGGUCCUACAGGAUCCAAUGCUGUCACAGCCCCUAACACAAUCACAAUCACUGGGGCUCCUGGCCAACCUGGAACAAUCAUCAUCCAGACUCCAGUGCCGUCUGGAGGUGGACAGAUCACUCGAGGCCCUGGUGAUCCUUUCACCAUUCCUGCUGGAUCGGGUCAAUAUGUCACUAUUUUCCGACCUCAUAGCGGUGAUCCAAUUUCGGUUCCGAUUACGCUCACCCAGCCAGGUACGAAUGGUCAACCAGGCACUAUCAUUAUUGAGACGCCUGAUCCGACCACAUCUGCACCAGGAAGUGGGCCUAUUACCAUUCCUGCUGGAGGUAACAGCCCUUAUGUGACUAUCUAUAGGCCACAUAGUGGAAGCCCUAUCAGCGCACCGGUCACGAUCACCAUCCAACCCAGCGGUACCCAGCCGGGGACUAUCAUCGUUGAGACACCAAUACCAACGCUUGAGACCCCCAAAGGCCAGAAUGCGGUUACUUCCCCUGCUGCGGGUGGCCAACCGAUCACCAUCCCUCCCAGCAAGAACAACCCGUAUGUCACCAUCUACCGCCCUCAUACAGGUGACCCCAUUACCGUCCCCAUCACCAUCACUCAGUCUCCCUCAAACGGACAGCCUGGAACCAUCAUCAUUGAGACUCCAGCUCCGCCAGCUGACACCGUCACUGAGACUGAACCUGGUGCGACCGUGACGGUUCAACCUGAUAACCCUGGUGGAUACACAACCAUAUAUCGACCACAUACAGGCGACCCAAUCUCUGAGCCUAUCACUGUCACAACGAUUAGUGGUUCGAAUGGCCAGCCAGGAACCGUUAUCAUUGAGACUCAAGGCCCCUUCACAAUCACUGCCACUGGCCCCGGUGGUACUGCCACUAUCUACACUCCUGGAUCAGAUGUCAGCACCACAGUUACGAAGACCGUCACCUUGACAGCUUCUGGAGGUCAACAAUCUACCGCAGUUGUUAUUGAGACUCCACCUCCAAUAAAGGUUCAACCCACAACUGCAAUGGUUACGGUGACUGGCCCUGAUGGAUAUGUCACGAUUACUGAACAGUACACCGGGACGAGUGUUAUUACGGCCAUCUUUACUACCACAAUCACUGGAUCUGGCACAAAUCCUGGCACGGUUUUCAUAGAGACACCGCCACCAGUCAAGUUCGCUCCCACUUCAACGGUUUCUGGCACCGACAACUAUGUCACUGUCUAUGAACCGUUCCCCGGCCCAGGCAUCAUUACGGCACCCAUUACCGUUACGCAGGCCACUCCUUCCAGUGGGCAGCCGGGUACAGUGAUUAUCCAGACUCCUGUUGCGGACACCCCCACGACUACAUCAUUGCCAGAUCCUACUACUACUCAGGGACCUGAUGGUUAUGUCACUGUGUAUCUUCCGUUCCCUGGACCUGGUGUCAUUACCACGUCCUAUACCAGGACACAGGCCCCUUCAGGUGGAAAUCCUGGAACUGUUUUUAUUACAACGCCAGCCCCUCUACCUGCUACAACUUCUGAGGCAAAUCUUCCUAGUACUACCUCUGGAACAGACGGCUAUGUGACAGUUUUUGUCCCAUAUCCGGGACCGGGCGAGAUCACUGCGCCCAUCACCAGGACUCAGCCACCCGCAAAUGGCCAACCUGGUACUGUCUUCAUUACCACACCUGCCCCUGCGUUCACUACACCGAAGCAGAUGAACGGGUUGACUUCAACGUCUCAAGGAACGGAUGGUUAUGUCACAGUUUUUGUUCCUUACCCAGGACCAGGCGAGAUCACUGCACCCAUCACAAGCACCCAGCCGCCUGCCAAUGGCCAGCCUGGUACUGUUUGGAUCACUACACCUGUUCCUGCAUUCACUACACCAAAGCAGAUGAAUGGGUUGACUUCCACUUCCCAAGGACCAGAUGGCUAUGUGACAGUAUUCCUGCCCUUCCCUGGCCCAGGUGUAAUUACUGCUCCUAUCACAAGUACUCAGCCCCCUGCUAACGGCCAGCCCGGAACCGUUUUCAUCACAACGCCAGCACCGCUGUCCACUGAUCAGCAGAAUGUGGCAACCACUACACCUGGUGAUGAUCAAUAUGUGACCGUUUUCCUGCCCUUCCCGGGUCCUGGUAUUAUUACUGCACCUAUUACCCGCACUCAGGCACCGUCUGGUGGCAGCCUAGGAACUGUGUUUAUCACGACACCGGCUCCUGAGACUACGGCCCAGCCCCAGACUUCUGCCCUUACUACGGAUAACUAUAUCACCAUUUACACCCCUUUCCCAGGACCAGGUGUAAUCACCGCACCUAUCACUAUUACCAAGACGCCAUCUAAUGGCCAGCCUGGAACAGUCCUUAUUGAGACUCCUGUCCCAGUGAGCUCUAGUGCCGAUACCUACGUGACAGUCUACAGGCCCUACCCAGGUCCUGGAACGAUCACUGCACCAAUAACCCUGACUCAGGCUCCUUCCAACGGCCAGCCUGGUACGGUGUUUAUCGAGACUCAGCCAACAGAAACGCCGACUCCAACAACGCAAACUACUGAUGGUUCUACUCCUCCUAUUACCAUCCCUCCUGAUCCGACUGGUUCUUAUGUGACAAUCUACCGACCGUAUCCCGGCCCUGGCCAGAUUACAUCUCCCAUCACAUACACUCAAGCCCCUGUUUCUGGACAGCCCGGUACAAUUAUCAUCGAGACUCCUAAUCCUGAUGCCAAUACUGCCACCCAGACAGGCCCAGUUACUGUUCCCACUGGAAGCAACAACCCAUAUGUCACGGUAUAUAAACCCUACCCUGGCCCCGGCAACAUUGAUCAACCUAUCACUAUUACUGCUGCGACUCCCACAGGUGACCAGCCAGGCACGAUCAUCAUCGAGACACCUACACUAGAGGUCAACACCAAGUUUGCCCCGUCGCCAACUUCUUCGUCGCCAGUUACCAUUCCGGCUGACAACAACAACUAUGUCACUGUCUAUAGGCCACACACUGGAUCUCCGAUCACUGCGCCAAUUACUGUCACUAGCAUUGCACCUUCAGGAGGACAGCCUGGCACCGUGAUCAUUGAGACGCCAGCGCCCGAGUCUCAGUCAGAGGCCCAGCCUACAACCACAGACAGCCCGCCUGUCACCAUUCCCCAAGGUCAAGACGGAUACGUGACAGUCUACCGCCCGUAUCUCGGUCCUGGUGUUAUCACAGCCCCAGUCACUGUGACCACUAUUGCGCCGACUAAUGGUCACCCUGGAACUGUGAUCAUCGAGACACCUGCUCCUGAGGCUCCAACUUCUUCCUCAUCUGAUGAGCCCCAGACCACAGCUUCUGCUGUCACCAUUCCCGCUGACAACGCUGGCUAUGUGACUGUAUACAGACCUUACCCAGGACCUGGAACAAUCACAGCCCCUCUUACCGUUGGAACUGUAGCACCAACUAAUGGCCAGCCUGGAACGGUCAUCAUUGAGACACCUGGGCCUCAAGCCGCGCCGGAGACCACAUUAGCACCCGAAGUUACUUCUACUCAGGGAACUGAUGGUUAUAUCACGGUCUUUCGGCCAUACACUGGCACUGGUCUCAUUACAGCGGCUAUCACUGUCUCUACCAUUCCUCCCUCUAAUGGUCAACCAGGAACCAUCAUCGUCGAGACACCUGUGCCUCAGGAUCCAACGACCACAACUAGUGAUGCUGCGCCUGUCACCAUUCCACCAGGACCCGGAAAUUCGUACGUGACGGUUUAUAGACCUCAUACGGGUACAGAUAUUAUCACGGCACCUGUGACGGUUACUACUAUUGAAGGAGUUAACGGUCAGCCCGGAACCAUCAUUAUUGAGACACCAGUACCUCAGGCGGCAACGUCGACAGAUGAAUCUACCGAGGCUGCACCUGUGACUAUUCCACCCGGUCCGGACAGCUCCUACAUCACUGUCUAUAGACCACAUACAGGAACUGCUGUCAUUAUGGCACCUGUGACCGUAACUACUAUCCCAGGCGUAAAUGGACAGCCGGGAACAAUCAUUAUCGAGACUUCCGCGGCCCAGGAUACUAAUGCACCUAGCACUGCCCCUGCAAGCCCUGGCAGUACCUAUGUCACCGAAUAUCGUCCAUAUCCUGGACCAGGAAAUAUUGAUCAGCCUAUCACGGUUACAACUAUCGAGCCCUCAAACGGGAACCCAGGAACUGUUGUCAUCGAGACACCUACUCCAGAUGUCAACACGAAGGUUGCCCAGCCUCCGGUUACCCUCGAUCCUGGCCCAGGCGAUCAAUAUGUUACUGUCUACAGACCAUACACAGGUACUGGGGUCAUCACUGCACCUGUCACCGUUAGUACUAUUGCACCUUCAGGUGGCCAGCCCGGAACAGUUAUCAUUGAGACUCCUGAACCGGAAACUCCUGGCUCUAAUCCAACAGUGACCUUGCCCGCUGGCCCUAAUGAGUCUUACAUUACUGUGUUCCGACCUCAUACGGGUACUGAUGUGAUUACUGGCCCUGUCACGAUUACAACUAUCGCGCCCGCCAAUGGCCAGCCCGGCACGGUCAUCAUUGAAACUCCUGUUGAGUCUGAGCCUUCCUCUACCCCGGCUCCUGUUGAUUCAGCAACGAGCGCUCCUCCUCAAGCAACUUAUGUUACGGUCUAUCGCCCUCACACCGGGGCAGACCGCAUCACUGCACCCGUCACUGUCACAACCAUUGAGCCUUCAGGAGAUCAGCCGGGAACAGUUAUCAUUGAGACACCUGAUCAAGAUUUGCCUCCUGUCACAACCUCCGCUGGACCUCUUGCCACCUAUGUUACGGUUUACCGACCUUACACAGGAGCAGACAGGAUCACAGAACCUGUCACUGUCACGACUAUUGAGCCGACCAACGGCCAGCCCGGUACAGUUAUCAUUGAGACUCCAGGACAGCAAGCGCCUCCUGUGACGACCACCCCUCCCCCUGCUACUUACGUAACUAUCACUAGACUCUACACUGGGACAGACCAGAUUACAGAACCAGUCACGACCACUAUACCUCCCCAAGGUGAUCAGCCCGGUACUGUGAUCAUUGAGACUCCAGGCCAGCAAUUGCGGCCGGUAACCUCAACGCCUGGUCCUGCUUCAUAUGUGACCAUCACCAGGCUUUACACAGGUACAGAUCAGAUCACAGAGGCUAUAACGAGCACUAUUCCCCCUCAGGGCGACCAGCCUGGAACUGUCAUUAUUGAGACGCCUGGCCAACAAGUGGCCGCUAUGACCUCCUCUUCCGUACCUCCUUCUUAUGUGACAACGACGGUUCCCUAUACUGGCACUGAUCAGAUUAACGUACCUAUUGUUACUACUGUCUCUCCCCAAGGUGACCAGCCGGGAACUGUCAUCGUUGAAACACAGGCUCCGUUUGUGACUGUCUAUCGUCCGCAUACAGGGCCAGAUCAGAUCACCGGUCCAGUCACUGUCUCGACCAUUGCUCCCACAGGAGAACAGCCUGGCACGAUCAUCAUCGAGACUCCUGGCGCGGCCCCUGCUGUCACAACUACACCACCUGCGCCAUCGUACAUCACUAUCACUACUCUGUACACCGGAACAGAGAUACUCAGCGAGCCCACUACCGUCACUACGAUCCCCCCUCAAGGAGAUCAACCUGGUACUGUCAUUGUUGAGACACAAGGUCCUUUCGUGACAGUUUCAACACUUUAUACUGGAACAGGUGUAAUCACAGCGCCGACUGCCCUCACAACGAUUCCUCCUCAGGGUGGACAGCCUGGAACUGUUGUUAUUGGAACACCAGGAUCAUACGUCACAACGACUGUUCUGUAUACCGGAUCUGACUCGAUUACUGGCCCCACAGCGUUUACAACCAUUCCACCACAAGGUGAUCAACCGGGCACGGUCGUUGUGGGAACUCCCGGAUCUUAUGUCACAACAACGGUGCUUUACACUGGCACCGAUUCGAUUACUGGGCCUACAGCUCUCACAACGGUUCCCCCUCAAGGCGACCAGCCUGGCACCGUUGUCAUUGCCACGCCCCCUUCGUAUGUCACGACAACUAUUUCUUACACUGGAACCGAUCAAAUCACUGCGCCAAUCACAGCUACUACCAUUCCUCCCUCAGGGAACCAACCCGGAACUGUUGUCAUCGAGACCCAGGCCCCAUUUGUCACGAUUUAUCGCCCUCACACUGGUAUCGACAGAAUCACUGCGCCUGUUACGGUUUCGACCAUCGCCCCAUCUGGUGACCAGCCAGGUACGAUUGUGGUCGAAACCCCUGGCGCAGAACCUCCUGUCACUACAUCGCCUCCUGCUCCAACAUACACGACACUUUAUGAGGAGUACUCCGGCACCGAUGAUAUCACUGAGCCUUUCAUCAAGACUACUAUUGAGCCACAAGGUGACCAGCCCGGCACCAUUAUCUUUGAUACUCCUGCCCAGCGAGUCGUGUCCACCAGUGCUGCACAGCCUUCCUAUGUUACGGUUUACCAGCCUCAUUCUGGCCCAGACAGAAUUACUGCCCCUGUUACUGUCACAACCAUCCCUCCACAGGGAGAUCAGCCGGGCACUGUUGUCAUCGAAACACCAGGUUCGGAGCCUGCCAUCACGUCGACGCCGGCCCCUGAGCCAUCUUAUGUUACAGCGUAUCAGCCCCAUACUGGGCUCGACAGAAUUACUGAGCCCGUCACUAUCACAACCAUCCCCCCCCAAGGCGAUCAGCCAGGUACCGUGAUCAUUGAGACACCAGGUGUAGAACCCUCUGUAACUUCAGGACCUACGCCUGAACCCUCCUAUAUCACAAUCUAUCAGCCACAUACUGGACCUGAUAGAAUCACUGAGCCUGUUACACUUACAACUAUCUCUCCCCAAGGGGAUCAGCCAGGCACGGUUAUCAUUGAAACCCCUGGCUCGGAGCCCUCUGUUACUUCAACCCCAGCUGCUGAGCCUUCGUAUAUCACGAUCUAUCAGCCAUACACUGGUACAGAUCAGAUAACAGCUCCAGUUACACUGACCACUAUCGAACCAUCCGGGGAUCAGCCUGGAACCGUCAUCAUCGAAACGCCUGGAUCCGCACCUCCAGUCACAUCAGCCCCUGCGCCUGAACCUUCAUACGUGACAGUCUAUCGACCACACACAGGCGCUGAUCAGAUCACUGCACCAGUUACCAUCACCACCAUUGAGCCUCAAGGAGACCAACCAGGAACUGUGAUCAUUGAGACACCUGGCUCUGAGCCAGCAGUGACCUCUUCACCAGAACCUGCUCCUCAGCCCUCAUAUGUGACAGUAUAUAGACCACAUACUGGUGCUGACCAGAUCACUGCACCGAUCACAAUCACGACAAUCGAGCCUCAAGGGGACCAGCCAGGAACCGUGAUCAUAGAGACACCAGGAUCUGAGCCUCCUGUUACCUCGACACCAGCUCCCUCAUAUACCACCAUCUAUGAGCCUUACACUGGUACAGGAGAGAUUACAGGCGAAGUUACCGUCACAACCAUUCCUCCCCAGGGUGAUCAGCCAGGUACUGUCAUCAUUGAGACACCGGGUCCGCAAACCGCAAACAAGGGAGCGAACCCUCCUCUGACUAUUCCUGCUGGAGACGAUAGCUACGUGACGGUCUUCAGGCCUUACACAGGAACCCCUAUGAUAACAGCGCCCGUCACGGUUACGACCAUCUCCCCAUCUGGUGGCAACCCAGGUACUGUUAUCAUUGAAACACCAGCACCUGAAGCCGCAGCUACCUCGGCACCCGAGGAUGUUUAUGUUACCGUCUACACCAUUUACACUGGCACUGGUCAGCUUACGGCGCCAAUUACUGUCACAACCAUUGCUCCUGUCUCUGGAACUGGUACUAUCAUCGUUGAGACUCAGGCGGAGGCUACUGCUCCCCCGCCUGUCACGAUCCCGCCUAGUGACAAUAGCCCCAACAUCACCAUCGUGCGUCAGUAUCCUGGCCCAGGAGUCAUCACCGCCCCUGUGACCUCGUACGAGCCGCCAAGUACGCCUGGGCAGCCUGGAACGAUUAUCAUCGAGACGCCAGCCCCCGUUUCUGAGACUACAUCUGAGGCACCAGGCACCAAUGUUACACUCUACACCUUGGCUCCCCCGGGUGUCAAGACUCCCAUCACUAGUUACGCGCCCCCACAAACACCAGGCCAGCCAGGAACUGUUUUCAUUCAGACGGUGGCCACUGAUGCUGAGUCUACCUCUGAGGAAGGCAGAAACGUGACUAUUUACACUGACGGCCCUGAUUCUCUUACUGCACCAUACACUACCUACUACCCUCCUGGGUCCCCUGGAGAUCCCGGAACCGUGCUCAUUGAGACUCCUCCUCCAGUUCCUACUGGUCCCGCCUCAGUGGGCAUUACAACACCUGCUUCGAGCAACCCCGAUGCACUCACCUUGACUCCGAGCGAUACCAACGAUGACUUUACAGUCAUUGAACCGAACACCAGGUUCGCUGAUGCUAGCGAGAAUGUCACACAGAUUAUCCCCGCCACUGAUGGAACCCCCGGAACACAGAUCAUCUACACACCUGUGGAUACAUCGGGAGAGUCAUCCGCUGAUGCACCGGAUACUGACAGUUAUGUUACCAUCAGUGCGACAGUCACUAUUCCUGGAGAUCCCUCAACACGUACCGGGUCCAACUCCGACGCCGGAAGUGACGCAGGUACCACCGGCGCGGAAACCAAUGUCAUCAUUAUUCCCCCUAGCGGUACUGAGCCAGGAACGGUUCUCUCGCAAACUAGUGUUUACUUAGAUCAGGCUUUGGCUGAACACGGAAAUGUGACGAUCACAAGGACAGCACCCAGUGGUGUUACCACAAGGUUCACUACCUACUCACCCCCAGCUCAAAAAGCUGAUCCAGGAACCAUCAUCAUUGAGAUUCCAGACUACAAUGUCACCAUUACGAGGGCAGCCCCUACUGAUAUCACAACCACAAUCACAACCUACUCGCCUCCUGCAACGCCCGGCGACCCAGGUACUGUCAUCAUCGAGACGCCUGAUUAUAAUGUCACCAUUACCCGUGAGGCGCCCGCAUCGAUCACAAGUCUCCGCACAAGCUACGCUCCUCCAGGAACUCCCGGCGAUCCUGGCACUGUAAUCAUUGAAACUCCAAACAACGACUACAACGUGACCAUCACUCGUGGCGCCUCGAUUACAGCCCCCUAUACCACGUACUCGCCUCCCGGCGCCUCAGGAGAUCCAGGCACCAUUAUCGUCGAGACGCCAGAUUAUAAUGUUACCAUUACCCGAGAGGCACCAGCUUCGAUUACUGAUGUACGGACGACAUACAAUCCUCCAGGCACUCCAGGUGAUCCAGGAACUGUCAUCGUCGAGACACCAAACAAUGCCUAUAACGUCACCAUCACAAGGGCAGCUCCCGCUUCGAUUACAAGUAUACAUACCACCUACUCGCCUCCAGGUGCUCCUGGUGAUCCCGGCACCGUUAUUGUUGAGACACCCGACUACAAUGUUACUGUUACUCGUGGUGCCUCGAUCACGGCCCCUUUCACAACGUACUCGCCGCCAGCUACACCUGGAGAUCCCGGUACAGUCAUUGUAGAGACACCUGAUUACAAUGUCACCAUCACACGAGAAGCACCAAGAACCGUCACAACCUUGCGUUCAUCGUAUGCCCCACCUGGAACUCCCGGUGAUCCGGGCACCGUUAUCAUCGAGACACCUCUUGGUCCUUACAAUGUGACGACGACUCGUGGUGCUUCAACAAUCACGGCGCCAUUCACAACCUACUCGCCUGCCGAUGGACCUGGCGACCCCGGCACCAUUAUUGUUGAAACCCCUGACUAUAAUGUUACCGUCACCAGUGACGCUGACUCUACGGACGCUGCAACAGAUAUUGUCACCAGGUAUAACCCUCCUGGCGCCCCUGGUGACCCAGGUACCAUCGCCAUCAUCAUGCCGAACCAGAGAGUUGUGUCGACUUCUCAAGAUCUACCCACUACCGAUGAUCCUGGACAAAACGUCACUGUCUACAGGCCUGGCCCACGAACGAUGACUGGUCCUGUCACUUCAUACAUACCUCCUGCGAACCGUGGCGACAACGGUACGGUAAUCAUCGAGACCCCCGGUUCUGCCACUCCUUCCAAUGUGACAAUGACCCAGACUAUCAGCACCAUUACGGCGAUCUACACUACCUACUCACCGGCCGGUGCUGAAGAUGAUCCGGGAACUAUCAUCGUUGGAAUACCACCUGAUCGAAAUGUGACCAUCACAGAGGUGGUCAGCACUAUCACGGCUCCUUACACAAAAUAUUCUUCUCCUGGCUCGCCUGGCGAUCCCGGCACUGUCGUUAUCGAGUUGCCCCCCGACCACAACGUGACUGUCACUGAAGUCAUCAGCACUAUCACCUCCCCCUAUACAAGGUACUCGGCGCCUGCGAACCGUGGAGAUCCUGGUACAGUAUAUAUCGAGCUACCCCCAGAUUCCAAUAUUACCAUCACAACUGAGGUGGAUUCACGAACAGCGCCUUAUACCACCUACUAUCCUCCCGGUUCCCAGGGAGAUCCUGGCACUGUUCUUGUUGAAUUGCCUCCUAGUCGCAACGUCACCAUCACGACCGAAGUCGCGAGCCGGACUGCCCCUUUUACAACAUACUCAGCGCCGGCCAACAAAGGAGAUCCGGGUACUAUCAUCGUCGAGAUGCCUUUUGACAGGAAUGUUACGGUCACGACCGAGGUGGCUAGUCUCACUGCUCCGUAUACUACCUAUGCAGCCCCUGCCAAUAAGGGCGAUCCAGGAACUGUCAUCGUGGAAAUGCCACCUGAUAGGAAUGUCACUAUUACAACUGAAGUACCCACUCGCACCGCUCCGUAUACAACAUAUUCUGCUCCAGGAUCUCCAGGCGAUCCCGGCACCAUUAUCGUGGAAUUGCCUCCAGACCGCAACGUCACGAUCACUACCGAGAUCUCUAGCCUCACUGCUCCCUACACGGCUUAUUCUCCGCCAGGAAGCAAGGGCGAUCCAGGCACAAUUAUCAUUGAAUUGCCUCCUGAUCGUAACGUGACUACCACGGAAGAGGUCCCUACGUUGACCGAGGCCUAUACUACUUAUUCACCACCGGGCAACCGCGGUGAUCCCGGCACUGUUAUUGUGCGACUCCCGCCUGACAGGAACGUGACUAGAACGACCGAGAUCGCUACACUGACUGCUCCGUAUACAACCUAUUCUCCGCCCGCAAACAGGGGCGAUCCGGGUACUAUUAUCAUCGAAUUGCCUCCUGAUAGGAAUGUCACCACUACGGAAGAGGUCAGCACAAUCACCCGGGUCAGAACAACAUAUAUGCCUCCUGCCAAUCGAGGAGACCCCGGCACAGUCGUUGUACAAGAGCCUCCGGACACCAACACUACUAUCGUUGAUGUCGUGCCCACGAUCACACGCCCAGCCACUCGGUUUGUGCCCGCUGCCACGAAGGGUGAUCCAGGCACUGUCUAUAUCGAUGUGCCCCCGAACCACAAUGUGACAAUGACCACAACUGUCAGUACAAUCACUCGACCAAGCACAACGUUUGAACCCCCUGCUACUGAAGGCGAUGCAGGCACCGUGCUCGUCCAGAUGCCCCCUGAGUACAACGUCACCACAACUCAGACAAUUGAAACAAUCAGUAGGCCAGUCACUCGGUACUCCAGCCCUGCUGAGAUUGGCGAUCCUGGCACUGUGUAUCUCGAUCUACCACCCGAGUACAACGUCACUGUCACAACCACGAUCUACAGCAUCACAAGACAGAGCACAAGCUUUGCUUCUGGUGCUACCCAAGGAGAUCCUGGUACUGUCAUCAUUGAGAUGCCUCCUGAGUAUAAUGUGACUACAACACAGACUGUUGAGACAAUCAGCAGACCAGUCACUCGCUACUCCAAGGCCGGUACUGUCGGCGACCCCAACACUAUUUACGUUGACCUUCCGCCGGAAUACAAUGUCACUGUAACCACAACAGUCCCCACAAUCACGAGACAGUCCACGACAUUUGCUCCUGCUGCUACUCAAGGCGAUCCUGGCACCAUCAUUAUCGAAAUGCCGCCCGAGUAUAACGUCACGACGACUCAAACCGUUGAGACCAUCAGCAGACCGGUCACUAGAUACUCGAAGCCGGAUACUAUUGGCGAUCCCGGCACUAUUUUCGUUGACUUGCCGCCGGAAUACAAUGUUACCAUCACGACUACCGUCGACACAAUUACAAGACCUUCAACUACUUUUGCCCCAGCAGGUACCCAAGGAGACCCGGGCACUAUAAUCGUCGAGCUUCCGCCUGACUCUAACGUCACAACAACUCAAACUAUCUCUACGAUCUCGAGACCCACAACCCGUUACUCUCGUCCAGGCACAGUUGGAGAUCCCGGUACCGUGUAUGUUGAUCUCCCGCCGGAAUACAACGUCACUAUCACCACGACCAUCGAGACCAUCACAAAGCCUUCAACCACCUUUGCUCCAGCUGGAACUCAGGGCGAUCCUGGCACUAUCAUUGUUGAGCUCCCCCCUGAUUCCAAUGUCACGGUCUCAUCAACAGUCCCCACCAUCAGCCGCCCUGCCACACGCUUUGCAAGCCCUGCAGCCGUGGGUGAUCCUGGCACCGUUUAUGUUGAUCUGCCGCCGGAGUAUAACGUCACUACAACUGAGACUGUCAGCACUAUCAGUCGUGUCCGCACAACCUUCAAUCCAGCUGCAACCGAAGGCGACCCAGGCACUAUCCUAGUCGAGGUUCCAGUUGACUACAACGUCACAACCACUGAGUUGAACAGUGCGAUCAACAGGGUUAGGACUACCUAUAUGCCUGCUGGUACGCAAGGUGACCCAAAUACCGUCCUUGUUGAGAUUCCCCCUGACUACACUAUCACAACAACCGAGACUGUCACUUCGAUUACUCGAGUCCGAACUACUUACAUGACUGCCGCGACGCAGGGUGAUGCCAACACGGUUCUUAUCGAGGUCCCCCCGGACUACAAUGUCACAUCCACGGAGACUGUCAGUUCGAUCAACAGGGUCAGGACGACUUAUAUGCCUGCUGGUACUCAGGGUGACCCUAAUACCGUCCUUGUCCAAGUUCCUCCUGAUUACACUGUCACAACUACUGAAACCAACAGUGGUAUCAGCCGUAUCCGAACUACUUAUAUGACUGCAGCGACGCAGGGUGACCCCAACACGGUCCUUAUCCAGGUUCCUCCUGACUAUACCGUCACAACCACCGAGACCAACAGUGGUAUCAGCCGUGCCAGGACCUCAUACAUGACUGCUGCAACACAGGGCGAUCCCAAUACGGUGCUCGUUGAGGUUCCGCCGGAUUAUAAUGUCACAUCAACCGAAACCAUCAGCACGAUCAACAGGGUCAGGACAUCAUACUAUCCUGCCGGCACCCAAGGAGAUCCUAAUACGGUUCUCAUUCAAGUUCCUCCUGAUUACACUCUGACAACGACGGAAACCAACAGUGCGAUCACUCGGGUCAGGACCACAUAUAUGCCUGCUGCCACUAAGGGCGACCCGAACACGGUUCUCAUUGAAGUCCCACCGGAUUCCAAUGUGACGACAACCCAGACCAACAGUGCAAUUAGUCGCAUUAGGACCACCUAUAUGCCAGCGGGCACUCAGGGUGAUCCCAAUACCGUACUCAUUGAGGUCCCUGUUGACUACAACGUGACCACCACCCAAACCAACAGUGCGAUCACGCGGGUUAGGACCACCUAUAACCCGGGUGCAACUCAAGGCGACCCUGGAACAGUUUUGGUUCAGGUCCCAGUUGACUAUAACGUAACAACCACUCAAACUGUCAGCACAAUCAGCCGAGCUAGAACGACAUACAACCCUGCCUCUGUUCAAGGUGACCCUAAUACAGUCCUUGUGCAGGUGCCCGUUGACUACAAUGUCACUACUACUCAAACAGUCAGCACGAUCAGUCGGGUCAGAACAUCAUACUAUCCAGCUGCCACUCAGGGAGACCCUAACACGGUCCUGGUCCAGGUCCCAAUGGACUACAACGUGACAGUUACCCACACAAUCACCACUAUCAGUCGUGUGAGGACAACAUAUGGUCCUGCUGCCACACAAGGAGACCCUGGAACCAUCUACGUGGACGUACCGCCGGAGUACAACGUCACCGUCACUUCAACUGUCAGUACGAUUUCGAGAGCAUAUACCACCUAUUCUGCGCCUGGUACACAAGGUGAUCCAGGCACCAUCUGGGUAAGGCUGCCGCCUGCAUAUAAUGUGACAACCACUCAGACCGUCCCCACAAUCACUCGUAUGUCUACAACAUAUGCUCCUCCAGCUACACAGGGUGAUCCCGGAACCUUCAUUGUGCAGGUUCCCCCUGACCGUAAUGUCACUACCACUGAGACUGUUCCCACGAUAUCUCGACCUGCAACCAGAUAUGUGGCCCCGGCUACUCAGGGAGAUCCAGGUACAGUUGUGGUGCAGAUGCCACCACAGUACAAUGUCACAACAACACAAACAGUUUCAACUAUCUCUCGCGUGGCUACUGCGUAUAACCCCCCAGCUACACAGGGAGAUCCAGGUACUAUUGUUGUGCAAAUGCCCCCUUCGUAUAACGUCACGUCAACGCAGACUGUUUCAACCAUAUCCCGACUUACAACUGCAUACUCAGCCCCUGCUACACAAGGUGACCCCGGAACCGUCUGGGUCCGGGUACCUCCUGAGUAUAAUGUCACUACCACAACCACUGUCUCAACUAUUUCCCGGCUUACAACAACUUACGCACCGCCAGCUACCCAAGGCGACCCAGGUACCUUCAUUGUGCGGGUACCUCCCAAAUACACUGUCACGACGACACAAACAGCCAGCACUAUUACCCGACCUACUACUGUCUUUGCGCCUGCACAAACUCAAGGCGAUCCCGAUACUGUCAUCGUGCAAUAUCCCCCUCCUUACAACGUCACGGUCACUACAGCUGGACCGACAACGCUCACUGCAAGAUACACUACAUAUUCACCGCCUGGCCAACCUGGCGAUCCUGGUACCGUCAUCGUCGAGAUGCCACCGAGUCGCACAGUCACAAUCACUACAAACGGUGGCACUACAAUCUCUACCCCUGUUACCUCCACUCAUGCUCCGGGUGAGCCUGGCGACCCUGCCACCGUGGUCAUCGCAACCCCAGCUCCCCGAUCUACUACAUCUACUACAUCUUCCAGGCCGCUCACCACCAGCAGCACUACAACUACUGCGCCGGCAGCCACUGUCUCCUUCAAUUGUGAUGUAUACGGUUAUCUCAUGCAGAAGACGGCUCUCUACCGUGUCGAGAUCACGUCUGGUAAGACGACUCUUAUCAAGAGUGAUGUCGGUCCUGGUGGUUGGAUCAAUGCCAUCGGUUACAACCGUUUCGACAACUACAUCUACGGUAUGCACAUGGAUGAUACGGGUUCUCAAGUUAUCCGAAUUGGUGGCGACGGUGGUUGGACACUGCUCGGUACUCGUACCAAUGAUCGUCUCGUUCAGAUGGGUGAUAUCGAUAACCAAGGUCGCUUCUGGAUCUCGAACCAGGGAGAAGGCUGGUGGUGUAUCGAUCUCAUGCCUGGCUCAUCCACUUACGGCAAGAUUCUCAUGAGCGGCACCGCUAAGAACCCUCUCAACUCUGCCGAUUGGGCCUUCGUCCCUGGAGGAGGCGACUUCAUGUACUCCAUCAUGUACGACGACCAGGGCAAGACAUCCACGCUAUGCAAGUUCAGCCGUACGACAUACACAUGGACGACUAUUCAGGGCUUCGGUAUGAUUGCUGGUCAGAACGUAUGGGGAGCUGCCUAUGCCUCGCAAGACGGAAACCUCUACGGUUCAGAGAACACCAGCGGUCAGAUUUGGAAGUUCCCUAUCGCCCCUUCGAUUGGAACUCCAAAGUUCCUGGCAACAGGUCCAUCGUCAUCCUGGAACGAUGGUGCAAGAUGUAUCGACAGUCAGACCCUAUAA